AUGGUAUCGAAAGGUAAUAUUCGAAUUGACUUUUGGAACGGCUAUACUGAACAGUUACCUGUUACAUUGUUACUACUCGGCAUGCCAUUCGAGCAGCUGAAACUAGGUCUAAGACAAAAAUCAAUAAGCCAAACGAAGCACAAACUUGCAGACCAUAUACUCGAAGAAAAAGAAGGAUCUGCUCGCGAUGUUCGAAGACGCUGUGCUGGUUGCUACGAGAAAAUCAGUCAACUACAAUGGAGCGAAGUUGGCCCUGCAGCUGAAAAGAAAGUGAAGAAUUUCUGUCCUGAUUAUUUCAAUCAGAAGCAUCUUAUUUUCUAA
Molecule: messenger RNA, 321 nt
Organism: Adineta ricciae
Lineage: Eukaryota; Metazoa; Rotifera; Eurotatoria; Adinetida; Adinetidae
Source: the annotation of a GenBank genome assembly